AGAAAAAUAGAGAGACUCUACUCUCACACAAACACAGAGAGAGAGAGAAACAGAGAUGGGUGUGAGAAUGAGCUUUUCCUCUGUAUAACCCAAAAAAAAAAAAACUCUUCUUAGCAGAAGAUGGCAAUGCAACAAAAUCCUUCUCUGACGUUGUUGGACGCUCUCUACUGUGAAGAAGAGAAAUGGGAAGAAGAAGACGAAGAGGAAAAGAGUGAAAUAUAUAACAACAAUAAUAUUAAUGGCGGAAAAAUCUCUUCUUCUUCUUCUCCUUCUGAUCUGUUUCAGUUUUCUCUUUUGGAACAAGACCUGUUUUGGGAAGACGAAGAGCUCGUUUCUCUCUUCGCCAAAGAAGAGCAACAAAACAAGCAAACCCAAUAUCCCGAUUUCGAAGAAGAAGAAGAAGAAGAAGAAGAAGAAGAAGAAGAAGAAGAAAACUCAAUGUCGUUUCUGAAGUUGGCUCGUCGUGAAGCUGUGGAAUGGAUUCUCAAAGUCAAUGGCCAUUAUGGGUUCACCGCUCUCACAGCGGUGUUGGCCAUAAACUAUCUGGACAGGUUUCUCUCCAGCCUUCGUUUUCAGAGAGACAAGCCAUGGAUGAUUCACCUCGUGACUGUCACGUGCCUCUCCUUGGCUGCCAAAGUUGAGGAAACCCAAGUUCCUCUUCUUCUAGAUCUCCAAGUGAACGACAGUAGCAAGUAUGUGUUUGAAGCGAAAACGAUACAAAGGAUGGAGCUUUUGGUGCUGUCGACGCUCCAAUGGAAGAUGCACCCGGUGACUCCUUUGUCGUUUCUUGACCACAUCGUAAGGAGGCUCGGGCUAAAAACCAAUCUCCACUGGGAGUUUCUUAGACGCUGUGAGCGUCUUCUUCUCUCUCUUUUCUCUGAUUCAAGGUUCAUUGGUUUUCUUCCAUCUGUAUUGGCCACUGCAACAAUGAUGCGUGUUAUAGACCAUGUUGAGCCAUGUAAUGCUAUCGAGUACAAAACCCAGCUUCUAAGCGUUCUCAAACUAAGCGAGGAAAAAGUAGAGAAAUGUUACACUCUUAUCGUUGAGUUAUCAAGUGGCUAUACUAAUAAUUACGGAUACAACAAUAAGAGGAAGAUAAACGAGGAAGUUCCAAGCAGCCCAAGUGGUGUUAUAGAUGCCAUUUUCAGCUCAGAUAGCUCAAAUGAUUCCUGGUCCGUUGUCUCAUCAUCAUCAUCAUCAUCAUCGGUUUGUUCAUCGCCAACACAGCCUCUCUUCAAGAAGAGAAAGGCAGAGGAUCAGCAAAUGAGAUCAUUGGCUUCACUUAGCCGUGUCUUUGUUGACAUUGUCGGAAGCCCUCAUUAAGUUCUCCUUGUCCUUUCUUUCUUAUUCUCUUUAAUUAUAUAGUAAUAUAUAAUUGAAGGAAAAAAAAAACAAAAAAGAAAUCCAUAUUUAAAUUAUUAUGAUAUCUCCGGGUCAUUUUGGUGCAAUUUGGAAAGUACUGUACUUUCAGUGCACAGCGCCACUUCUGAUCCACCUCUCAUCGCCGCUUUAAUUUACCAAAAUGUCCCUACCGUGUAAAUGUCCCCCAAAGGCUUGGAAGUGGGACUUGGAGCUUGUGACGAUGGGUGGGCUUUUCAUGAGAAGAGAAGGGACAAAAGAGGCAAAUCGAGAACAAUAUAUUUAUAUAUAUAAUGUGUAUAAAGUCAGUCCACUUCCCUGUAUUUUCUAUCCCGCUCAGUCUCUCUUUUGGAC
Messenger RNA from Morus notabilis, 1713 nucleotides. RefSeq names its product cyclin-D3-1. Gene Ontology annotation, cellular component: nucleus; cyclin-dependent protein kinase holoenzyme complex; cytoplasm. The transcript is spliced from 4 exons. NCBI's taxonomy places the organism in Eukaryota, Viridiplantae, Streptophyta, Magnoliopsida, Rosales, Moraceae. The record is from RefSeq and is a predicted model, not a curated record. Gene Ontology annotation, biological process: mitotic cell cycle phase transition; regulation of cyclin-dependent protein serine/threonine kinase activity. Gene Ontology annotation, molecular function: cyclin-dependent protein serine/threonine kinase regulator activity. Bases 121 to 1323 code for a protein of 400 amino acids.